AUGGUAACUUGCAAGGAAGAAAAGUCGCGGGAAUCAACACCAGAGGAGCAAAAGCGCAUGCUAUACUGGAAACGAAGUCCUAUGACAGACCUAGAGGAUUACGCUGUUAUGGACGGUAUUCCACAUUACAUUAUAAAUUGACUCUUGGUAACAAAGGUGACGCUGGCGAACCAAUCAACGAAUAUCAGCUGGAAAGAAUAAUGGAAGAACUGAAAGCCCUGCGCAAUGCCAGAGGAUCAGCUCGUUAUGUACGACCGAGACGAAUGCUUUACUGGCGACGUUAAUCGUGCAAGAAGUGUCAACUCGCCGCUUAAAGUGCAAGUAUCCUUAUAUAAAGAUAACUGCUAUUUGAGAGCUGUAAAAUAUGUUUUAAACAAUCGUAGGCUAAGUCAUUUAGCAAUUUAACUUUUCUACAGUCCGGAGUAUGUAAAUUUACAGAAACUACUGUGUGACCAAUAGUAGAAAAGUAUGUAAGUUACUUAUUUUUUUAUAAAACUGGGAAGUUUUGGUCUACAAUUUCAUGAGUGGCGCCAUAAAAAUAGUUGUAUUUUUCCAAACGCAAGCAAUAUUGUAAGCGAACCAUAAAUGCUUUCAUUUCUAGCAGAACCAGUUUCAAAAAGUGAGGGCAUGUAUUUCUAACGCAUGUGUGUCAUAGGCGAUAUUUCGCAAAAGAUGCCUUUUUGUUAUAACUGCGUUUUUAUUUUAAUCAACUUGUUAGAAAUAUGUCAAUCUUCGUCCAUUUAUGCAAGUUGAAUCCUGCGUUUUAUCUCAUUUAGACUUCUGUAUCGCCAGACUCAUUGUGUUCUUCCCUGAAAGCGAAGAUGCUCCCAUUUUAUAA
This is a messenger RNA of Spirometra erinaceieuropaei, 838 nucleotides long. Lineage: Eukaryota; Metazoa; Platyhelminthes; Cestoda; Diphyllobothriidea; Diphyllobothriidae. The record is from the annotation of a GenBank genome assembly.